ACCAACACACCCCCCAAGUCAUUCGCUGUACACGAUCGUCCGCUUCACUCAUUCAGCGGCUUUCGACCACAUCGCCAUCAUGGUAUAUUACACGGCAGCGGCACUCCUCGGGUUGGCCGUUUCAGCCAGUGCUCACGGCGCGCGCCACAACCACGCAGCCCUUCACAAGAAAGGUGUCGAGCAAGCACCAGAGCCUUAUGGUGCUCCGGUGCAAUAUGUUACCCCAAUUCCCGUGGCCUCAGCAGCACCCGAUGCCACCUCGUGCGAAUGCACUACCUACACGACUGUCUGGUACGGCCCACCAGUUCUCGGACCAGGGCCUACUGUUGCCCCAAACACUACAACCGCAACAUCUUCCACUGCAAGUGUGCCUUCGAUACCUGUCACGACCUCCACCACCAGGGAGACCCCAAAACCAACCACACCGGCUGCGCCUGAGACGCCCAAGUCUCCAGUGUCUCCUCAGGCGCCUCAGGCUCCUCAGGCCCCUCAGGCCCCUCAGGCCCCUCAACCACAUGGACCUCAAGGCUACAGUGGAUCAUCAGGAGGUGAUGUGAACCACGACGGUAAGGAUGAUUCUGCGUAUGGUGUUGGAACCAUCACGCCAAAUGGGAACCAAUGGGCAAUGACUUACACUCCAUAUUCUGAGGGUGGUGGUUGCAAAUCGGCGGAUGAGGUCAACCAGGAUGUUGGGUCGAUCAAGCAGAAGGGUUUCACCACUGUUCGCAUCUACGCCACUGACUGCUCCGGCUUGAUUAAUGUUGGAAAUGCUUGCAAGCAGCACGGAAUGAAGCUCCUUGCCGGCAUCUUCAUUGAUUCUUCUGGUCUAGGCAAGGCUCACGAACAACUCAACGAGAUCGCCAACUGGGGCAAGCAAGGCAAUUGGGGCAUCGUGGAGAUGGUUGUUGCAGGCAAUGAAGCUAUAUUUCAGGGCGCUAUCUCUGCACCUGCCCUCGCUGGCUUCCUUGGUGAAGCCAAGAGCGCUCUGAAGGCUGCUGGCUACGGCGGUCCUGUCACCACCACCGAACCAGUCAACAUCAUCCAGGCCAACGCUGGCACUCUUUGCCCAGCCGUGGACGUCGUCGGCGCCAACAUCCACCCAUUCUUCAACGGAGAACAUUCCGCUUCGCAAGCCGGAGAUUUCGUCGCAAGCCAAAUGGCUGACCUUGCGAAGGCCUGUGGCGGUAACAAGCCAGUCUACAACCUCGAGACCGGAUGGCCAUCAGGUGGUCAACCAAACGGCAAGGCUAUCCCCGGUGUCGCUGAGCAAAAGGCCGCCAUUGACUCCAUCGUCGCCAAGGCUGGUGCCAGGUCUGCCAUCUUCUCGUUCCAAAACGACAAGUGGAAGUCACCUGGCCAGUACGGUGUCGAGCAACACUUUGGAUGCUCCUCUCUCUUCUCCUAGAAUACGGACAAGAGACGAGAAGAAAACUCUGUGUGUGCUGCGCCGUAUCAAAGAGACCGGAAUUUUAAUGUCUAUUAACGACGAGCGACGAGAGAUCAUCAUUAAAAUUUUUCGAACAUCUUUUUGCCGAAACGCACGAAGCAAAGGUGGUUUCAGCUUGUCGGCGAGGACGAAGAGGGGGUUAUCUGCUGCUAAUGAGGAUUUUGCUGCUGCUGCUGCUAGGGGGUAUCUGAAGUUUUUGGAUGUGAUGGAUUGGUUGUACCUUACCUUUCGGGCUGUAUAUAAACUGAUCCAUACAGAUAGGUACCCUUUCUGUCAAGGUAUGCUUUUCCACCACAACAUGAAGUGAAGGUUGAGAUGUUUUUCUUUUAUCUGUUGGUACUCUACUACUGCUUGUCUCCUUC
Messenger RNA from Pseudocercospora fijiensis CIRAD86, 1809 nucleotides. Its product is annotated as glycoside hydrolase family 17 protein. NCBI's taxonomy places the organism in Eukaryota, Fungi, Ascomycota, Dothideomycetes, Mycosphaerellales, Mycosphaerellaceae. Bases 80 to 1405 code for a protein of 441 amino acids. The transcript has a single exon. Gene Ontology annotation, cellular component: fungal-type cell wall; cell surface; extracellular region. Gene Ontology annotation, biological process: cell wall organization. The record is from RefSeq and is a predicted model, not a curated record. Gene Ontology annotation, molecular function: glucan endo-1,3-beta-D-glucosidase activity; 1,3-beta-glucanosyltransferase activity.